Cydia fagiglandana is the source of this 2115-nucleotide messenger RNA. Its product is annotated as laminin subunit beta-1-like. The record is from RefSeq and is a predicted model, not a curated record. The coding region runs from base 113 to 1222 and encodes 369 amino acids. Gene Ontology annotation, cellular component: laminin trimer. The transcript has a single exon. Gene Ontology annotation, biological process: animal organ morphogenesis; cell migration; substrate adhesion-dependent cell spreading. NCBI's taxonomy places the organism in Eukaryota, Metazoa, Arthropoda, Insecta, Lepidoptera, Tortricidae.
UUAUACUACAUUAAAGAAAUGGAAUAAUCAGCAUCCUCAGACAGAAAUUCAGUGAAAGUGGUGUGACGUUGAUCCGAGGCGUGAGCUGUGGUUAUCAACUCUUACCAUUAAAAUGGUUCCAAGACUGAUUUUAUACUCAAUCGUAUGUAUUCUCAUCGUCGCGAGCGAAGUAUACGACCGUGAGCGUGAACGUCAACGCGCUCUUUUAAGACUUGACCGUAGUUGCGAUUUCGGCUCCUGCUUUCCCGCCUCCGGGGACCUCCUCAUCGGUCGUGAAGACCGUCUUUCUGCUACGUCUACGUGUGGAACCUACAAACCCGAAAGAUACUGUGAAAUUACAAAUUUGAGGCGGAAAACCUGCUUCUGGUGUGACUCCAGUGACGACACUGUAAACAAUUUAAAAUUAAACCAUAGAAUACAUAACGUUAUUUACAAAUAUUCCGGAACGCGUGGCGAAUCGUGGUGGCAAUCAGAGAAUGGCAAAGAAAAUGUUUCAAUCCAGUUGGAUUUGGAAGCAGAAUUCCAUCUGAAACAAUUAAUCAUGCAGUUCAAAACAUGUUUACCAAAGGCCAUGUUAGUAGAGACAUCAACCGAUUUUGGGAAAACAUGGAGUGUAUAUCGUUAUUUUGCGUACAAUUGUACUGAAUCUUUCCCCGGAGUUCCGGAGAUAACAAUCUCUUUGACAGAAGUUGUUUGCGAACCGCUAUAUUCUGGAGUUAUCCCAUCAACUGACGGGACUGUUAAUCUUAGAUUUUUGCCGCUAGGUAUCGGUCCGUAUUCCGAGGAAUCAAUUAUUUUUUUUCCCUCGACUAACCUUCGGAUCAACUUUACACAACUUCACAGUUUUGCUUCAAAUGGCGAGAUAUUACAUAAUAGUGACAACAGAGCGGCAAUUGGAGAUAACUACCAUGCCAUGAAAAAAAUUACUGUUCUUGGUUCUUGUUUCUGUAAUGGACACGCGGCAAGAUGUAUACCGGUUUCCGGAAAAGACUUAAAUGACAACAUGGUUUACGGUCGCUGCAAGUGCGCUCAUAAUACGCUCGGAAUGAAUUGCGAAUAUUGUGGUGAUUUGUUUAAUGAUUUACCUUGGCAGCCAGCUCUUGGAAAGAAGACUAAUGCGUGUAAAAAGUGUCCCUGUAAUAAUCACGCUACAAAAUGCCAUUUUGAUCCCGAACUUUAUAAUAAAAGUGGAAAGUUACAUGGUGGUGUUUGUGAUAAUUGACAACAUAAGACUACGGGUAUACAUUGUGAACGUUGCCAAUCGACAUUUUAUCAAGACCCUCACUUACGAGUAAACAUUCAACAUCUUUACUUAUGUAAGGCUUGUGCCUGCGGUCCUAAAGGAUCCUAUUACAUAACAAAACCGCCGGCCACUGUCUACAUAUGUAAAAGUGGUUUCUGGAACUUUAAUAGUACUAAUCUGGAUGGCUGUGAGAAAUGCAAUGCAACAUACUAAUUAGGACCGGUUGAAAAACCAAAGUUGCUCCCCGUCUAAUGGUAUGUCCUGUGUAAGAGUUGUAACUGGAAGAAAUUACUAUCAGUGUCUUCCUUCGACCGAUUUUCUGACUCGGACAACGGAUGUCCACCCUGUGAUUGUGACCCAAGUGGUGAUAUGGAUGUGAAAUGUUAUCCAAUUAAUAACAGGACAAUGUAAAUGCCAACCAAAUAUGACUGGACGUAGGUGCAAUAAUUUUUUGUAAAUAAUAAUUGUAGUGUAUAGUGAAUAAUACAGUCGAAAUCGGUCGAUUUGGCCAUCCCGUCUGUAUACCGCUUUACCCUCUUGCCGCCCAGAGACCUAUAAAAAGGUCUCCUGUUCCAUUCUAAUUAGAACUUUGUGUUGACAAAAUAAAAUUUCAUUUAGCUUGGCAAGGUUUGACGUAUGGGCGUCUAGAGGUUACGUGGCCGGUGAGAGGGUGCUGGAAAGAGUGGUACUUCUAACAAACUCUUUCGGUAGGGUAGAAGCCUCGUGUGUCUAAGGGUUUGUGUGACGCUUUUCUAUAUAAUUUAACAAUUACAAUAAUCUUAAACAUUAAUAAAUAUUACUUUCAACAGGUUCACACAAUUAAGGCUUUUAUUUAUUUUGUUUUCAGUGGACACCUUGUGUGUAAUUUCUAU